ACUAAAGAGUCCUCAGGAUUGUUCAAUAAAUGCAUCUUGAUGGAAUCUUUAAGGUUUAAAAGGCUUUUUAUAAUCAUAGAGGGCCCAACUUGCAACCAAUAAGAGUCUUCUUCUCCCUCCUCACUACUCUCACAUCACAAAGAAGAGAGAGAGAGAAGAUGGAGAGGUCGCUGCUUCAAUGGAGAUUACUGCCUCUUCUCGCUCUCAUCGCUUCUCUUCUCUCAGUCUUCUUCGCUUCUCGCUCUUACGAGAAGGAGACGCAGUGCAGUCUUCUUCCUCAUGAUCACUAUUGGAUCUCGAGCAAACGCAUCCUCACACCAGAUGGUCUCAUCUCCGGCUCUGUGGAAGUGAACGGAGGAGUUAUUGUGUCGGUGGUGAAAGAGGAAGAUUGGUAUAAAGAGCAAAGGAGCCGAGUGAAAGUGAUUGAUUAUGGAGAAGCUGUCAUCAUGCCUGGUCUUGUUGAUGUGCAUGCUCAUCUUGAUGAUCCUGGAAGAAGUGAAUGGGAAGGGUUUCCUUCUGGAACAAAGGCUGCUGCUGCUGGGGGUAUCACCACAUUGAUUGACAUGCCCUUAAACAGUGACCCUUCAACUGUAUCUCCUGAAACUUUGAAACUCAAGAUCGAAGCUGCGAAAAAGAGAAUACUUGUUGAUGUUGGUUUCUGGGGAGGGUUGGUGCCUGACAAUGCACUCAACUCAAGUGCUCUUUCGUCUCUCUUAGAUGCUGGAGUGCUUGGUCUCAAGUCCUUCAUGUGUCCUUCAGGGAUCAACGAUUUCCCCAUGACAAACAUCACUCACAUAAAGGAAGGUCUUUCUGUAUUAGCUAAAUACAAACGCCCAUUGCUUGUACACGCAGAGGUCGAAAUGGAUUCAGAGAUUGAUGAUGCCACCGAUAAUGAUCCUCGUUCUUACCUGACUUACUUAAAAACCAGGCCAACUUCAUGGGAGGAGGGAGCAAUCAGAAACUUGUUAUCGGUUACCGAGAACACAAGGAUUGGUGGUUCUGCAGAAGGAGCACAUGUUCAUAUUGUUCAUCUAUCUGAUGCCUCUUCUUCCUUGGAUUUGAUAAAGGAAGCGAAAGGCAAAGGAGACAGUGUUACCGUUGAAACAUGCCCGCAUUACCUAGCUUUCUCAGCUGAAGAGAUUCCAGAAGGCGACACUCGUUUCAAAUGCUCACCUCCCAUACGCCAUGCAGCGAAUAGAGAGAAGUUGUGGGGAGCUAUGAUGGAAGGAGACAUUGAUAUGCUGAGCUCUGAUCAUUCACCAACAAAGCCUGAACUCAAACUCUUGAGUGAUGGUAAUUUCUUGAAGGCAUGGGGUGGGAUAUCGUCUUUACAGUUUGUUCUACCAGUAACAUGGUCAUACGGAAGAAAGUAUGGAGUGACUCUCGAGCAGGUAGCUUCUUGGUGGAGCGAUAGGCCUUCCAAACUCGCUGGACUACACUCUAAGGGAGCUAUUGCUGUUGGGAAACAUGCCGAUAUUGUCGUCUGGGAACCUGAAGUGGAGUUUAAUCUCGAUGAAGACCAUCCUAUUCACUUCAAACACCCUAGCAUCUCAGCUUAUUUAGGAAGGAAGUUAUCAGGUAAAGUGGUUUCAACGUUUGUAAGAGGAAACUUGGUGUUUGGAGAAGGCAAGCAUGCUUCUGAUGCAUGCGGAUCUCUGUUACUCGCGACUUGAGACUGAAAAUGGAUUGUCACAUUUGUUACAAAUGUAAAUACGCGAUGGAAAAAAUAAAUAAGUCUCUUGUAUAAGAUUGAUUCAGUUGGUAUUGUUGCAGUAUAGCCUCAGAGAAGCUUGUUGUAAACUUUACCCUUUUUAUGAAAGUGACUCAACAGAUUUGUUGUAACUAAUGACUUGGGUUUUGUAUAAUGUAAAUAACUGAUUCUCAUUA
Molecule: messenger RNA, 1887 nt
Organism: Brassica rapa (field mustard)
Lineage: Eukaryota; Viridiplantae; Streptophyta; Magnoliopsida; Brassicales; Brassicaceae
Product: allantoinase
Biological process (GO): purine nucleobase catabolic process; allantoin catabolic process
Cellular component (GO): cytoplasm
Molecular function (GO): allantoinase activity; cobalt ion binding; zinc ion binding
Source: RefSeq, a predicted model, not a curated record